This is a messenger RNA of Rana temporaria (common frog), 960 nucleotides long. Its product is annotated as olfactory receptor 6N2-like. Gene Ontology annotation, cellular component: membrane. Gene Ontology annotation, biological process: G protein-coupled receptor signaling pathway. The coding region runs from base 1 to 960 and encodes 319 amino acids. The transcript has a single exon. The record is from RefSeq and is a predicted model, not a curated record. NCBI's taxonomy places the organism in Eukaryota, Metazoa, Chordata, Amphibia, Anura, Ranidae. Gene Ontology annotation, molecular function: olfactory receptor activity; G protein-coupled receptor activity.
AUGGUAGCAAAGGAUCAGUUUAACCAGUCAGUUAUAACUGACUUUCUUCUUUUAGGGUUUUCUAUUGAGGGGCAGAGAAGAUUUUGUCUUUUUGUUGUUUUAUUAAUUAUCUACAUUGCCACCAUUACAGCAAACAUUUUCAUCAUUGUCAUUAUCAAAGCAGACCCACGUCUACAUAAACCAAUGUACUUCUUCAUCGGUGGACUGUCGUUCCUUGAGCUCUGGUAUCCCUCUGUCACAGUCCCUAGACUCUUGUGGUCUCUUAAAACAGAAGACCAACAUAUUUCUUCAGCUGGUUGCCUGGCUCAGUUUUAUUUCCAUUUUUCUCUUGGAGCAACAGAAAUGUAUCUCCUGACUGCAAUGGGGUAUGAUCGCUAUGUCGCUAUUUGCAAUCCAUUGCGUUAUUUGAUUAUCAUGAGUCCCAAUGUUUGCACUGUGCUCAUACUGGGGUCAUGGGUAUGUGGAUUCGCUGGAGUGAUCGUUCCAUGCUUGAGACUAUCCACGCUUUGGUACUGUAAGGGGAAUAAGAUAGAUCAUUACUAUUGUGAUUUGAUCCCAAUGAUGCGCUUGUCUUGCUCUGAUACAACGAAAGCUGAGAAUGCGUCUUUCUAUUCGAUAUGUUUUGUAACUUUUGGAUGUCUUUUCUUAACCUUGAUAUCUUAUGCAUGUAUUACCCGAAUGGUAAUCAAAUUGUCUUCUGCGUCAGCAAGACGUAAAGCGUUUUCCACUUUUGCCUCCCAUUUAUUUGUUGUUAUCCUUUUCUACGGUACUAUAUUGUUCAUGUUCAUCAGACCAGCUAGUGGUGAUUCCCUUCACUUUAAUAAGAAAGUCUCUGUUGUCCCAUCCAUAGUGACUCCUCUUCUGAAUCCUAUUAUCUACACCUUACGGAACCAAGAAGUGAUAGAGGCUGUGCUGAAAACAGCCCACACAACAAUGGCUUGGUCAAAGGGUUGUAAGUAA